ACUCACACUCGUGUGCGAUGCUUGGGAGGUUUUGGGUGUCACUCGCUUCUUCAACUCAGUUGGCAGCUCACAAAACCACAAGUGGUUCACCAGAGUUCGUCUACUCGAAGUCUACAUGAUUUUCGAUAAGUCGCACCUCGUGUCUCAGGGAACUAUAAAGAAGAAACACCACAAACAGAGGAAGAGUCAACGCCGAAUGUGUAGAAUAAGGAAGAAGACUACUGCUCCGUUGAGUAUUUGUUGACACUCGCAAGGAGUUGGGAUCUUGUCUCUCGCGGCCAGCCAUGGAAGUGACAGGGAGAUUUCUGUCCUGAUGCUGCGAUCUCACGCGUAAGCGUUCCUUACACAAAUGGACACGACGUUAUUGGCCUCCGCCGUGGUCGUGUGGGAAUGGCUGAACGAGCACGGGCGCUGGCGGCCGUACAGCCCGGCCGUGUCUCACCACAUCGAGGAGGUGAUGAGAAGCGAUCCCCGCGGCGGCAGCGUCGUUUUAGGCCGAGCUGACAGCCGCCUGUCGCCCUACAUCAUCGAUCUUCACUCCAUGCGUCAGUUCAGACAGGACACCGGUACGUUAAGACCAGUGCGACGGAGUUUCUAUGAUCCCACCUCAGCACCAGGCCAAGGCUGGAUAUGGGAGUGGGAAAAUGACGCAGGUUCCUGGACGACCUAUGACAUGGAGGUUAUCAUUGCCUUGCAAGCGGCGUGGGACAGGCAGCAACCCUGGCUGGACCUGACAUCGAUUGGCUUUUGCUACUUUGUGGACUUCCAGACCAUGACCCAAAUUAACAGGCAAACACAGCAGCAGAGGCGUUUGCAGAGACGCUCCGAUAGGGUUUACCCACUGGUCUCUGGGCCACUGCCUAAAACCUCACAGGCUUGGGGUACAGGCUCAGGAACUGGAGGCGUGACUAGAGGAGUUACAUCAGGAGGGGGCUCAUCUGGGGCACAUCUUGGGGUUGGUGUAUCUGGUUCUACUUUGAGUAGAAAAGGAAGUGCGGUAUACCCAAACGGGAUGCUUUCGAUAUCAUCUCUCAAUCCUCCUGGACAGCCAUGUUCCUGCCAGCAGUGCAGGCUAGUGUUGAGUGUAAAGGCAAAUGGAACCUCAUCACAGACACUGGGACGUGCAACAAAGCCAAACAGUCCUAAAUUCAACUUUGGGACACUUCCAUCCUCUUCUUCAUCCAUGUCUGUUUUAAACUCGAAUUCUCAUACACUACCACGGGGCACAUCUUUAAAAUGUUCGCUCUCAGAAGAAGCCAAGAAUUCUGCUUUUGAUCAGUCAUUGUCUCUUCUCAUGUCAGAUACUGCCAAUCUUUCAAUCUCCUCUAGCCGUUCACCGCCUCUAACUCUGCCAGCGUCAAAUCCGCAGCCUUCAUCUGUCCCAAGCUCUUCGUCUUCAGCAACAUUUGUGGCUACAGCCAUGCUUAUUAACACAUCAACCAUUCCCACAUCAUCCACAGCAUCUUCAACAACGUUGUCCUCUCAACGCUCCGCUGCGUGUGCUGCCCCUUUACCAACUCGUGCCAGUCUGACAGGGCUCAGUCAGCCUGCUUUGCACAGAAUUGCCAUGGCACAGUCACGGGCCCUGAUUGCCUCUGGGGUACCGACAGUACCAGUGAAGAAUCUCAAUGGCUCCAGCCCUAUCCAUCCGGCUUUAGCUGGUAUUACAGGUAUUCUGAUGAGUGCAGCAGGAUUACCUGUAUGUUUGACCCGUCCACCAAAACUAGUUCUGCAUCCCCCACCUGUCAGCAAGAGUGACAUCAAACCAAUUCCUGGCAUUGGGCACUGUUACCGCAAGACCACCAAGAAACAAGCACGCAAAGGUAGAACACCUGAGGAAGUGGUAAAAAGGUACUUACAGAAGGUCAGGAAUCCACCAGAAGAAGAUUGUACUAUCUGUAUGGAGGCUCUGGGAGGACCCUCAGGGUAUAAGGGUCCAGGUGAGUCUGUUGGACGACUGGCACAGUGUGGGCAUCUUUAUCACUUGCAGUGCCUAGUGGCCAUGUACAACAAUGGCAACAAAGAUGGCAGCCUGCAGUGUCCCACAUGCAAGACAAUAAAUGGAGUAAAGACGGGCAACCAGCCGCCCGGUAAAAUGGAGUACCAUGUCAUCCCGCACUCACUUCCAGGACACCCAGACUGCAAAACCAUUCGCAUCAUAUAUAACAUACCGCCCGGCAUACAGGGUCCUGAGCAUCCAAAUCCGGGGAAGCCUUUUACUGCAAGAGGAUUUCCCCGUCACUGCUAUCUCCCAGACAAUGAAAAAGGACGCAAGGUGUUAAGGCUGUUAUUGGUGGCGUGGGAUCGACGGCUGAUCUUCUCAGUGGGCACCUCAAGCACCACGGGAGAAUCAGACACUGUCAUCUGGAACGAGAUCCAUCACAAGACAGAAUUUGGCUCCAAUCUCACUGGACAUGGCUAUCCAGACUCUGGCUAUAUCGACAAUGUACUGGAGGAGCUUAAAGCCCAGGGCAUCUCUGAAGAUGAGGAACAGCAACUGUGAAGAGGACGGGA
Carassius carassius (crucian carp) is the source of this 2514-nucleotide messenger RNA. Its product is annotated as E3 ubiquitin-protein ligase DTX4-like. The transcript is spliced from 9 exons. Lineage: Eukaryota; Metazoa; Chordata; Actinopteri; Cypriniformes; Cyprinidae. Gene Ontology annotation, cellular component: nucleoplasm. Gene Ontology annotation, molecular function: ubiquitin protein ligase activity; zinc ion binding. The record is from RefSeq and is a predicted model, not a curated record. Gene Ontology annotation, biological process: Notch signaling pathway; protein ubiquitination. The coding region runs from base 350 to 2503 and encodes 717 amino acids.